AUGGAAUCUUUGAGUGAUACCAAAUGGGAUGUCCUGAUUUCGGGGACGGGUCUGCAGAACUCCUUGCUUGCGCUAGCUCUGUCCCGCUCGAACAAGAAGAUCCUCCACGUCGAUGAAAAUGAAUAUUAUGGCGGCGCUGAGGCGGCCUUCAGUCUGCAGGAGGUAGAUGAAUGGGUAGAGAAGGUCUCAGGAGAUGAUCCUUCAAACCCUUUCCGAAAUGCCUCGUUAUGGAAGGCUGACGCCGAAGCCUUGAAUGGCACUCCUGGCCUUUCUUUCUCCAGAGCAUACACUCUCACCCUGUCGCCGCAGAUAAUAUACUCCAAGUCGAAGCUCUUGGCGCAGCUAGUCUCAUCGAAGGUGUAUCGCCAACUCGAAUUCCAGGCAGUCGGGAACUGGUGGAUGUACGAUGAAGACACAAACGAAUUUGAGCCUUUGAGAAAGCUGCCAACUAGUCGAGAGGAUGUUUCACAAGACAAGAGCCUCGAUAACAGAGCGAAACGAAGCCUAAUGAAGUUCUUGAAGUUUGUGAUCGACUACGAGAAUCAAGCGGAAACGUGGGAAUCUCAUGCCGACGCCGGACUGGAAGAAUUUCUCUCUUCGCAGUUCAAGCUCUCUGUGAAUCUUCGGAGUGCCAUCGCAGCAUUGACAUUGUCCUUUGAGGACCCGCAUGAUAUCUCUGUCAAAUGGGCCCUGCCUCGGAUUGCUCGACAUCUGACCUCGAUUGGGGUAUUUGGGCCUGGCUUUGGGGCUGUUGUGCCGAAAUGGGGCGGUGGUGCUGAGAUUUCACAAGUGGCUUGUCGAGCUGGUGCGGUAGGAGGCGGUGUCUAUGUCCUUGGAGCGGGAAUCAAGCAAUCGGGGAUGGUAACCGAGGAUGGCAAACAACUCAGUCAAGUUCACCUGUCGAACGGCGAGACUGUGAAAACUAGACGGCUUGUCGGUGGUGCUUCGCACCAUGAGCUAACCAACCCGAAGGUGGUCUCUAAGCUCAUCAGUGUCGUGUCAUCGCCUCUGACCUCGUUGUUCGAAAGCUCCAUCGAAGGCUCUCCACUGGCUGCAGUUUCAGUCGUCGUCAUCACCUCGUUCGGCACUGUCGAACACAAGGGCCAACCAUAUCCUAUCUACAUCAUGGUGCACUCGAGCGAGACUGGCGAAUGCCCAGCUAAUCAAUGUGUUUUGUACGCUACCACGAUGCAUACGAAGUAUAGCAAAUCUGCUCUCGAGGAGGCUGUGUCACAUCUCCUCAAAUCUAUCGAGAAGGGCGAGGGCAAGCUUUUAUACAGCCUCUAUUACGAGCAAGAACAGCAAGCCUCGACUGAUCCAACAAUACUACCUAAUGCAUCUCUGGAUCUUGCUUUCAACGAUGAGAUGCUUCAAGCCGUUGAAAAUCAGUGGAAGUCUAUCGUGGCUGAUGAUACUGGUGUUGGCGAUGCCAUUUUCAUGCAAUUUGAAGACCGGGAAGGAAUGGAUAAUGACGAUGAUGAUGGUGAUGAAGGAGUUUGA
Hyaloscypha bicolor E is the source of this 1500-nucleotide messenger RNA. RefSeq lists its product as uncharacterized. Gene Ontology annotation, biological process: vesicle-mediated transport; protein geranylgeranylation; small GTPase-mediated signal transduction. NCBI's taxonomy places the organism in Eukaryota, Fungi, Ascomycota, Leotiomycetes, Helotiales, Hyaloscyphaceae. The record is from RefSeq and is a predicted model, not a curated record. Gene Ontology annotation, molecular function: GDP-dissociation inhibitor activity. Gene Ontology annotation, cellular component: cytoplasm; Rab-protein geranylgeranyltransferase complex; nucleus. The transcript has 4 exons. Bases 1 to 1500 code for a protein of 499 amino acids.